UUACUGAACAUUUUGAUUAGUGCCUAUAGGUUUAUAAUGAAGCUUGGAAUAUAUGUUUUGACAUGAUUGUGAAAUGGACAUAGUAGUUUUAUUAAACUUUUCAUUAAUAUCAACACACUGAGUACAAGGCCAGAAACAUUAGGAAAGCUAUAUAUCAAAAGUUGAACAAAGCAAAGGAAAUUGGUAAAUGAUGUGAACAUAUACGGAAAACAAAACACCACUUCGGUAUAAAAUCAAAAUCCAACAAACAGUGCAUCAACCCAAUAAAUAAUUAUGACUUCACCCCCAGACCCAGUGUUUGUCCUUAGAGGAGCUAAUGCUCCAGUCACAGCUGUUACUUUCUUUGAAUAUGAUGGAACUGGGAAAAUACAAAGGGUAGCUGCUGGAACACAGGAAGGACAAGUCUUCAUAUGGGAUCUUAAGACAAGCAGUAUAGUCUGCAAAUGGUCAGGUCAUCCAGGAUCAUCAAUUGUAUGGAUACAUAGUCUUGUUCCAGGAAAACUGUGGACACAAGGGAGACAUGAUAGCAUCAAGUUGUGGGACAUCACUGCAUUACCACCUGAGGCUGAAUCUCAAUAUCCUAUAGUUGAUUACCUUGGUUUCAGUCAGUGCAGCUUGACUUGUUUACCUAAUGGGAAUAGCCUGCUAGCAGUACCUGGUCCAGACCAAGUAGGUGUCACUGUUUGGGAUACCAAGACCAAGUAUAAAAUAUGCUCUCUGGUUCCCCAGGAUGCCAAGAGUCGAGGAAGUCUUAUGCAGGUAGUCUGGUUGAACACUGCAGAGCACAUUCAACCUCUUAUUGCCUAUGAGAGUGGCCACAUCAGUUUGUGGGACUGGAGCAAUACUUCUCUAAUCAGUGAGACUAGGGUGAAUGACAAUCCUAUAUGCCUUUCAUUUCAUAAUGACUCUAAAACUGGGAUAGUUGGCACUGCUUCAGAAAAAGUAUUUGUCUUUAGGAUUGAUAAUAUGUCGGUAACAAUUAACAAAGAGAUUCAGAUCACUAAUCCUGGAGUAUCAUCGUGCAUCACACGUCCAGAUGGAAAAAUCUUUGCCCUAGGAGGGUGGGAUUCUCGCAUCAGAUUAUUUUCCAGUAAGAAAUGCAAACCUCUAGCUGUUCUACAGUACCACAAGAAGACUGUAGAAUGCCUUGCGUAUUCCAAAUGUGAUGUAGACCAUUAUGGAUUUGGUUAUAUACUUGCAGCAGGUUCUUCUGACCAUAGUAUUUCCCUGUGGAACAUCUUCAAUACAUAGUGUAACAUGAUAAUUAAUAUGCAAUACUUUUUUUGAGUUAUUGAUAGACAUUGAAUUAAUUAUUAGAUAAAACCUUUUAAGAAUGCAUUGUCAAAACUGUUAUAGAUAGUUCAGGAGCUUAAUAUUUUGUUAUUUUUUGUCAUACAUCAUUUACUGUGGAUUAUGCAUAAGUCUUUGGACAAUAUUGUAUUUGUUUAUUACAUAUAAAUUAAUUACAAUGCAGACAAAAUACUAUUUUCUUUACAAUCUAUAGUAUGAAAACUCAUGAACAAGGGGUGAAAUAAACUUGUAAAUUAGA
Molecule: messenger RNA, 1549 nt
Organism: Penaeus monodon (black tiger shrimp)
Lineage: Eukaryota; Metazoa; Arthropoda; Malacostraca; Decapoda; Penaeidae
Product: guanine nucleotide-binding protein subunit beta-like protein 1
Exons: 3
Coding region: 274-1251 (325 amino acids)
Molecular function (GO): protein binding
Source: RefSeq, a predicted model, not a curated record